CCUUUUCAACUUUUACGUUUGCUUUCGUUUCUGUCUUCACUUCUGCCGGAUUUGCUAGGAUUACGUGUGAUUCCUGAGUUUGUGCUCGUGUGUGCCACCCAUCAUUCCGUCGGGGCUGAUGCCAUGAUUUUUACGGCGACAUUUCUGGUCAUAUCAAGCCACUUAGCGGUUGGACUUUUAAACCUGGAAGAAUUGAGGAGCUUCAAUUAUGAAGUUGAUAUCGUGAGCACACCUGUAAAGAUCGGCCAUGAUAUGGGACAAUCUGUAAUGCUGAUGACAACAAAGUUUGGCCAGGAAUAUCAGUGUUCCUUACCGGAGAAACCUGUCGGUUCCGAGAGUGCCGAAUCUUCUGAUGGUGAGGAAGAAGCGUCAAAUGUUAUAAAGUUACUGGAGCCCUUGCGAAGUUUACCUUGCCUCACCAAGACAAAAAACUGGUGGACAUAUGAACUGUGCUAUGGGAAGUCAAUCAAGCAGUUCCAUCUAGAGAAUGGGGUGCCCGAUGCAGUUAUAUACCUGGGUCUUUAUGAGUCUGAUUUUGAUUGGAAUGAUGAGACAAAUUUGGAGCAGCUGAACAAGACGGGACAGCAAAAGUACCACAGCCAAAAAUACACCCGAGGCACAGUCUGUGACAUCACUGGCGCACCCCGCAAGGUGGAAGUUCGAUACUACUGCGACGAGGACUCCACGGACUACAUCUUCAGUGUGGAGGAGCCAGAGACAUGCAGCUACGUGUUCACCGUGCACACGUCUCGCGUGUGCUCGUUCCCACCGCUGAGGCGGCUCUCCACGUCGAGGCCCCACACCAUCUCGUGCAGCCCCCUGCUGUCCGAGGAGCAGUACCAGAAGUACCUGGAAGUCAGGGAAAAUGAAAAGAAGCUGGAGGAGGAGAAGCGAAAGAAGUGGCUUGUUGAGCAACAGAAGAACCUUGAAGCCAUUAAGUCCUUUGCAAAAAAGCAGCCACUUGAAAGCCUCUCCAAUCCGGACAAGACGGAAACAACUCCCGUUCAGAAUGAACCAGAACAGCAGCUCGACUUGCGGUUGAAGGAAACGGAAGAGGUGACAGAGGAUAGCAAGAAUGCUGUAGAGAAUGUUCCAGAUUCAUCAAAACCUGAACAAGUGGGGCUACUGGAUGAGGAAAAGGAAGCUGCAGAUCUGAUGAGGGAAAGCCUGAAGAAAGAUUUUGCGAAGCAGUUCAAAGAUUUGUUUAAUGAGGAGGCAGAAGGGGAGCUGCAGGACGAGGCUUACGAGCAGUUCAAGGAGAAGACCUACCUGAAGUUGGACUCUACUAUUGAGCGACUCAUGAAGCGCAUGAAGCAGGCCGAGGCACUCGUCCCAGACGAGAUCGAUGCCAAGGUGGCUGUUGUGGACCUGGAUGAAAAUCGAAAAGGCCAUAAGGCGCAUCAUCAGGAUGUGGAGAAAGAGCAAGACUCUCCCGAAGGUGACGAGGAAGGGGACAACAAUGAAGGGUACGACGAAGCAUCAGAGCCCCUACCAGGCGAAGAGGGGGAGGAACUCGAUACUUCUGGAGAAAGUCAGGGGCAGGAUGAAGAAAGUGGUCUGGAGGACGGCCCCCUUUCCUUGGAAGAAUCGUCGGGCAAGGAUGCCCGGGACAAGGAAGGCAGUGUGCGGGUCAGGAUCCGGCGCUUCAGCAGGAGAAAGCCCACGGACCAAGGCGAGAGGGCCACCUCCUUCCAGGAGCAGGACCUGCCCGCGGAGGACAAGUCACGGCUGGAGAGUGCCCUCAAGGAGCGACUCCAGAAGGCUGGAGUGGACACAACCGGACGAAAAAUAGAGGUGAAGAUAAUCACCGCAGGGUAUUACGAUGAUGAAGAUAACAAGGGCAUAACCGUUCUCUCACCAGAGGAAACCACACACUUUCAAAACAUGAUUGUCACCCUGCUGAUGGGUAACCAAGAGGCUGUCCAAGAGAUUGAGAAACAUGAAAGGCUUGAGAGAAACUACCAAUUUGUCUGGGACGAAGAAAGGAGAAAAUCGUCAUCAGCACUACCAGCUAUGGAAGCGGAAGAGGAUGACAGAUAAUGGUGUUCUCUCUGUGGUUGUUCAGGUCUAGUCAUUGGCUCCCAGCAUUCUCAGUUUGGGAGCUUGUUACCUGCACAAUGUUUUCAUCCCUUGGGAGGCUGAGGACACCUCAGUGUACUGUGUUAAUCAGACUUUUUUUUUUUUUUUUUGUGCAAGCAAUGAUUUGACUGGCAACUAGAAAUUUAUGACGACAUUUUGUUAUAACGCAAUUCUACACUUUUUUUACUUAGAAAAAUCCAUGUAUCCCAAAAAGAAAAAUAAACUAUACAAGGUGGGUUCAAA
Messenger RNA from Ixodes scapularis (black-legged tick), 2322 nucleotides. Its product is annotated as protein OS-9. Lineage: Eukaryota; Metazoa; Arthropoda; Arachnida; Ixodida; Ixodidae. The transcript is spliced from 14 exons. Gene Ontology annotation, biological process: endoplasmic reticulum unfolded protein response; retrograde protein transport, ER to cytosol. The record is from RefSeq and is a predicted model, not a curated record. Gene Ontology annotation, cellular component: endoplasmic reticulum lumen. The annotation marks the transcript as partial.